Parastagonospora nodorum SN15 is the source of this 1122-nucleotide messenger RNA. RefSeq lists its product as hypothetical. The transcript has 3 exons. Bases 1 to 1122 code for a protein of 373 amino acids. The record is from RefSeq and is a predicted model, not a curated record. NCBI's taxonomy places the organism in Eukaryota, Fungi, Ascomycota, Dothideomycetes, Pleosporales, Phaeosphaeriaceae.
AUGGACGACCGACACCACGAAGUAUUAGCUGUGGCAAUUGGCUUCCUCGUGUUGACAUGGGCAACUGUUAGUAUGCGAUGUUAUGUUCGCGGAGUCAUGACAAACACCUGGGGCUUGGAUGACUUUUGUAUGAUUGCCAGCUUGUUCUGGUAUCUUUGCGAACUCCUCUACGUGAUCUCCAACUGCCUCCUCAAGUUCUCGGUCGGUUACUUUUAUCUACGCGUCGCCGUCCAAAGGUGGCACAUUUGGUGCAUUCGGCUGCUGAUGCUGGGCACUAUCCUCUUUGGAUUGAUAUACUUCUUCCUCGUCAUGCUACAAUGCUUGCCAAUCAACACCUUUUGGAACGUCCAUCCCGCAUCCGCAAAGUGCCUACCCGAAGGCCCGACGCUCGGAAUCACAUACGCUCUUGCAGCAGUCAAUGCUGCAGCCGACUGGGCAUUCGGCACCCUUCCAAUCUUCAUUGUCUGGGACCUGAAGAUGAAGCUCAAGACCAAGUUUCUCGUCGCUGGUGUCCUCGCCUUCGCUGCAAUCGGCAGUGUAGGAACGAUCGUGCGCAUGUUCUACCUGCACACUCUUAUGAACGGACCCGACUUCCUAUAUGCGACAACGGAUGUCGCUCUGUGGAGCACAAUUGAACCUGGCAUAGGCAUAGCUGCAGGAAGUAUAGCAUGCUUGCGCCCCCUGGCGCGACUAUGGCUGUGGCAUCUGGGUCUUGCGGAAGCGCCCCACGACCGUCGCUCUCGCAGCUACUAUCAAUCUAACAGCGACCAGAAGCGCAAAGACCGCCGCGGCUAUAGAAGAAAUUUGAGCCCUUCUGAUUUGGUAUCUACGGAAGCUGUAGGCACCACAUCUUUCGAAAUAUUCGGAACCAGGAAAGGACCAGAGACAAGGGAUUUGUCGCUGCCAGAGAUCACGAUUACGGCACCAGAACCUGAGCUGACACCUAGCGGACAAAUUCGUCAGACUGUGACGGUUGAGCAGGAUUACGAGAGCGCUCCCCGUCUCCAACUUCGCGAAAGCUUCCGCCAUAGCUUCACGAGAGGAACUAUUCUCAGUCUUGGGAAGUUCCGAGUUCCGGUCACCCCAGCUCCAGCUCAACAGGACCACCAAGCUAGCCAGUGA